AGAGGGGCGCGGCGCGCUCGAGGCUCGCGCCGCACCCGGAGCGUGCACCCGUGCGCGUGGCGAUGGCGGGCGUGGCCCACAGGGAGGGCGGCACCCUGGCUUCCACCGGCCUGGCCGCGAUCGGGUCUGGCAGGAUCGAGCUUCUCCGGCAGCCUCCACAGCACCGCCACGGCCUGCCCGAGGGACGCCGCCUCCGGAGGCGCGGCGCCCCGCCCGCAGCGAGGCCCCUGCGAGGCGCCCGACGUGCCGCCGCGGCUCGGCGGGGCCGCGGCGCCGCUGGCCAGCCCGCGGCGCGCCUUCCUGUCGAGGGAGAUGCAGGAGGCGGACCUGAGGGCGCACGUGCUCUUCAAGGCGCAGCAAGCUCAGGACAUCUUGAGCUCGCCUUCGAGCGGGCCAGGGAGGCAGCGCUACUUUGCGAACGCGUCUGCCAACCGGCCCUACGAGCUGGAGCUGGACCGCUGGAACCACGAGGCGAGGCCUGCCGGCAGCGGCGAGGACGCGGACGACGACGAGGAGGAGGCGUCUGGCCGCGCCGCCUUCGAGCAGCUGAGCUGCCUCACCGGGCGCUAUCUAUCCGCGGCCCGGGCGGCGGCGUGA
Prorocentrum cordatum is the source of this 597-nucleotide messenger RNA. The record is from the annotation of a GenBank genome assembly. NCBI's taxonomy places the organism in Eukaryota, Dinophyceae, Prorocentrales, Prorocentraceae.